Molecule: messenger RNA, 1197 nt
Organism: Penicillium odoratum
Lineage: Eukaryota; Fungi; Ascomycota; Eurotiomycetes; Eurotiales; Aspergillaceae
Gene: isn1
Product: IMP 5'-nucleotidase ISN1
Exons: 5
Coding region: 1-1197 (398 amino acids)
Biological process (GO): nucleotide metabolic process; nicotinic acid riboside biosynthetic process; inosine salvage
Molecular function (GO): magnesium ion binding
Source: RefSeq, a predicted model, not a curated record
AUGACGACUCGUUAUCGCGUUGAAUGUAAUGGUUUACUGGCAGUCCCAUUUGUGUUGCACUCCCAGCCCACUGCCAACUAUCAUGAACACAGUGAGGGGUCGGUCGCCGCCGACACCUAUCAACGUUAUGCCGAAAUUAUGCGCGAUGUUGAAAACUUGAUAGUCGAUCACAUUCAACAUCACGAACGGAACGCUCCCGGCAAAUCCAAGCUGAAGCUAUUGGUCCCCUCGGUCGGCACUUUUUUUACCAAAUUACACAUCGAAGAUGCCUUCAAGUACCAAGAUGAUCGACGAUUCAUCAGCAGACGGAGAUUCGUUGCGCCAUCGUUCAACGAUAUCCGGCUUAUCUUGAAUUCGGCCCAACUCCUGGGUCUGGUUCGCUCUAGCGAGGUCCAAUUGAUCACUUUUGAUGGAGAUGUUACUCUCUAUGAUGAUGGUGCCUGUUUGACUGCCGAUAACCCUGUGAUCCCACGGAUCCUACGACUCUUGCAUCAAGGGCGCAAAGUCGGCAUUGUGACCGCGGCAGGCUACGAAGAAGCUCCCAAAUAUUACGGUCGCUUGCACGGUCUCUUGGAUGCCGUACACGACUCUAACACCUUGACCCCCGCCCAGAAACAAGGCAUUAUUGUGAUGGGCGGUGAAAGCAACUUCCUAUUCCGCUUCGACCAGGACUCCGAAGUUCGUUUGACCUAUGUUCCUCGCGAGGAGUGGUUGCUCGAUGACAUGAAGGCAUGGGCGGAUAGUGACAUCAAAGAGCUUCUUGACCUGGCCGAGUCUGCACUUCGAGACUGCGCCGGCAAUUUGAAUCUCCCGGCUGGCGUUUUGCGCAAGGAUCGAGCUGUGGGUGUCUAUCCGGUGAAUGGGGUUCGAAUCAACCGCGAACAGUUGGAAGAGACCGUCCUCACAGUCCAAAACACCGUGGAGAGGUCUGGUGUUGGUGCGCGCUUGCCCUUCUGUGCUUUUAACGGCGGCAACGAUGUCUUCGUUGAUAUUGGCGACAAGUCGUGGGGUGUGCGCGUGUGUCAACAAUACUUUGGCGGCAUUGACCCUUCCAAGACUCUGCAUAUCGGUGAUCAAUUCCUGUCCGCUGGCGCGAACGAUUUUAAGGCUCGUUUGGCGUCAACCACCGCUUGGAUUGCAAGUCCCGCCGAAACCGUCGACCUUUUGGAUGAGCUGGAGAGUGCAGUGAACCCUUGA